Camellia sinensis is the source of this 2072-nucleotide messenger RNA. RefSeq lists its product as uncharacterized. Lineage: Eukaryota; Viridiplantae; Streptophyta; Magnoliopsida; Ericales; Theaceae. The record is from RefSeq and is a predicted model, not a curated record.
UAACAGACAGCUGCGACAACGAAACAACCUUCCUCUUCUCGCCCAACCCCUGUCUCUUUCUAUCUCUCCUCACUUUCUCUUUCUACCUUCACUUCGGUCCUAAACCCAGAAACCCAGUUCGAUGCAUUAAGGAAGAAGGCCCAACAAUGGACUCUGACGAGAGAUUGACUGAUUUGAAGAAGGCAUAUGCAGAUAUAAUACUGAAUACAGCGAAGGAAUCGGCGGCUCGGAUUUUGGUUUCGGAGCGAAAAGCUCUUAGGUUUCAGCACGAGCUCAAUGUCACCAAAGAGCAGGCGCUUCAGGUGCUACUUCGUCUCAAACUAAUGGUGGAUUCUAAGAUGAGUGAAGCAAAGACAACAUCAGUGAGUCAACAGAAAAAAAUUGAAGAACUUGAAGCACAACUUCAAGAAGCUGAGGAUAUAGUAAAAGACCUCAGAGAAGAGUUGAGAGAAGUGCAGGCUGAACUGGAGAGGGUGAGAAAGAACAAGUUACAUCAUUUUGAUGAAUAUGAUACUAUUAAUCGGGAACCAACAUUACAUGAGAUCAAACUAAGUACUUCUCAGUCACUUGAAUCCUUCGCAGCUUCUGACAUGAAGAAUUUAGCUUUCAAUCAAAGAAAUGAGGUCUAUAAGUUCUACAAUGUAAAUGAGAAUUGUAUCGGGAAUUGUUAUGUUGGUAAACCCGAUCUUCUUCCCUCUUCCUCAGAGGAGAACCGACUAAAUACUUCUUCUCAGUCUGUUAUGUUCCCUCCUCCAGAAUCACGACUUGAAUCUUUCGCACCUUCUGACAUGAAGAAUUCAGUUCUCAAUCAAAGAAAUGAUUUCCGUAUGGGGAAUUCCUAUGUUAGUAAACCUGAUCUUCCCUCUAUAAUACUGAGAAGCAAGGAAAGUGAGCCAUAUAGAAAUCGACGCACUCAGAGAAUUCGUGCAUUCGAAGAGAAACUGAUGGCUGGAGAAUUGGCCUUUUCUGACAAAAUAGAUGAUGUAAAUCAUGAAACAGGUGGCAGAGAAGGUGAAGAAGCCAUAUGUAAAACAGAGGAGAAAAUAAAGUCUUUUCGACAGAAAAGGAGAAGAGUUGCUAGAUAUAAGAAAACCAAAACCGCCUCAACUAAGCGUCUCUCUAAUCUAGCCCCGAAAAAGGAUCAAACUUCUGAUAUAUCUUGUACAGUGGUGAAUUCUGUCAAUAAUGAUGCUCAAUCUGGUGGAGACCCUUCUAGCAUGGCCCAAAGAUUUUCGGCAGAUACAACAGACAAGGGCACACCAUUGGGAGGUACGGAAGCUACCGAAAGUGAUACGGAGUUUGUUAAAGGUGUUAGUGUUGAAAACACUACAAACGAUGACAAGGCGUUGCAAAGUGGAUCUGCAGGGGUUCCAAGUUGUGGAAUGGAUGUCGAGGAAGUUGAUAUGCCAGUGAACUUGGAGACAAAACCAUCUGGCUCGAGUAAUGGGAUUCUGAACCAACCUGUAACUCGUAGGGAUAGGGUUAUCAAGUACACAUUCCAAAGGAAACGAAAAAAAGUAUCUUUGAGCAGCUCUGACGUGAAUGCCUCUCUUGAAAACAGCAUUAUGAGGAAAAAGGAAGAAGAGAACCAAGAUGGUCUGCUGGAGACGGAGAAGUCUAGUUCCAUAACUGAUUCAACUCGAGACAGUCGACGUGUAGCACAGGUUGCUCGUCAGCUCGUAUCUUUAUCUGAGAAAAAAUGGUGGCAGUAAAUCUGGUUGUCCAUGCAUCGAAAUGGAAAGGGCUCUUAGUGGGAGGGGUAAACAAAUGCGAUGAUGCUGUGAAGAUGGCGUUUCACCAAAGAAUCCUUUCAAACAGCCUGCUGCUUCAUGAGAGAGUUGUUGAUGAAGAAGAGAGUGUGCAUCCUUGAGUUACUAUUUUAUGGGCAAAUUACUGAAUAAAAUAUUACAAUGGUUGUAUCUCUUGUAUGUUUUGCUUUUCAUGGUAGUAGGUUAUCAACUGUUUUUGUUUUUGUUGUUUUUGGUUUUGUGGUGGUGGUGGUGGUGGUGUCAUCUUUGACUUGGCUUUUUGAAGUUAUAUAUAUAGCAUUUUGCAUGUUUUAAGUUUGGUUC